GCACACACCCUCCACCAUGGGCUCCCCGGCGGCUGCAUCUUGGCCUCUCCGGCUCCCUGCGCUCCGUCCGCGGACACUCCGGGCGCCUCGGGCCGCUCCUCCUCCUCCUCCUCCGCUGCUGCUGCUGCGACCCGGAGCCUCCGUCUCGGCCCGCAGGGGGCUCAACGUCCAGGCGGCGGCGGCGGCGAAGCUGAAGAGCAUCGAGGAUCUUCCGGGGCCCAGCACGGCCACCAGCCUGUACUGGCUGCUGGUGAAGGGCUACGCGGAGAAGACGCACCUCCUGCAGGGCGUCCAGAAGAACCUGUACGGACCCAUCUGGCGCUCCAGGUUCGGCCCGUUCGACAUCGUCAACGUGGCGACGGCGGACCUCAUCGCUCAGGUGAUCCACCAGGAGGGCCGGUACCCGGUCCGGGCCGAGCUGUCCCACUGGAAGGAGUACCGGGACCUGAGGGGGCAGGCGUACGGGCUGCAUGUGGACACAGGACCAGAAUGGUACCGGAUCCGCAGCGUCCUGAACCCCAAGAUGCUGAAGCCGCGGGAGGUGAUGAGCUACGCUCCCGUCAUCCACCAGGUGGUCGGAGAUCUGCUGCAGCGCGUCGAGCUGCUGCGGCGUCGCAGUCCGGACCAGGCCACGGUCUCAGACCUGGCCGCCGAGUUCUACAAGUUCGGCUUUGAAGGUAUCUCCGCCGUCCUGUUUGAGACGAGGCUCGGCUGCCUGCAGGAGGAGAUUCCUCACGACACGUUGCGCUUCAUCGCCGCCGUCAACGACAUGAUGAGCCUGUCGGACACGGUGCUGCUGCUGCCCCGCUGGAGCCGCGACAUCCUGCCCUUCUGGAAGCGCUUCGUCCGGGCCUGGGACGACCUCUAUGAUGUAGCUCGGACGCUCAUCGACAGGAGGACGGCGGAAAUCGCAGCUCAGGUGCGCAGCGGCGAGGCCGCAGAGGGGAUGUACCUGACCCACCUGCUGUCGUCCGACAAGCUGAGCAGAGCCGAGGUCUACGUCAGCGUGACCGAGCUGAUGCUGGGGGGAGUCGACACGACGUCCAACACCUUGUCGUGGGCCUUGUACCACUUGUCGAGGGACAGCCGGGUUCAGGACGUCCUGUACGGCGAAGUGAACUCGGUGUGUCCAGACAAACGGCAGCCGACCACGGACGACCUGAGCAGGAUGCCGUACCUGAAGGCCGUCAUCAAGGAGACGCUACGCCUUUAUCCCGUCGUGCCUGGAAACGGACGCUUCGUCACAGAGAAUGAGGUGAUCGUGGACAACUACUGGUUCCCCAAGAAGACCCAGUUCCACCUGUGCCACUACUCCGCCUGCCACGACGAGUCCGAGUUCCCGGACGCCGAGCACUUCCUGCCGGAGCGCUGGCUUCGGACCGAGCCGCCGGGCAGCCGCUGUGGCCGGACGUGGCCCGGCUUCUACCAGCACCACCCGUACAGCUUCAUCCCGUUCGGCGUGGGCGUCCGGGCCUGCGUGGGGAAGAGGCUGGCCGAGAUGGAGAUGUACUUCGCUCUGUCCAGGCUGAUCCAGAACUACCGGGUCCGGGCCGAGGACGGCGCUCCGACUGUGGAGGCCAAAACUCGGACGCUGCUCAUCCCGGCUUCGCCCAUCAACCUGCGCUUCUCUCCCAGAGCCUGAAGGAGGCGCCGCUGAGGAGUGUCCCGGGGAGGAACAAAAGGUCUUUUCUCCAUCUGACUAACCGACGGAUCGGACCUGCGUGAGGACACAAACACCGGCUUUAAUCCAAACACUUUGUCUUUUGCAUCGUAUCGAACGUCACCAUGAACUCAACGCACUUUGCUCCGCCGGCUUUGUUUGUGGUUUCCAUCGUUUGUCACAAAGCCGGAGCAGGUUUUCAGUUUUACAUGUAAAAAGCGACACGCUGGGUGAACACCGCCCCCUUCUGGCGCUGACGGGCAUCACAGCAUGAACACAGUCAGUGUGUCGCUGAGCUCUGGAUGUCUUUUUAACUUCUUAAAAUUGCUUUUGCACAAACACACAUGUAUAUAUAUGUAUGUAGAGUAUAUUUUAUGGCUUCCAAAAUAAAAGCAGCUAAUUUUAUUUUCACCCUUCACAAUAAAGUUAAAUGUGAAACGCAGCAAAAAUAAACGUCAGCGUUUGAUUUUG
Molecule: messenger RNA, 2131 nt
Organism: Stegastes partitus (bicolor damselfish)
Lineage: Eukaryota; Metazoa; Chordata; Actinopteri; Pomacentridae
Product: sterol 26-hydroxylase, mitochondrial-like
Exons: 10
Coding region: 17-1642 (541 amino acids)
Biological process (GO): cholesterol metabolic process; glucocorticoid biosynthetic process; cortisol metabolic process
Cellular component (GO): mitochondrial inner membrane
Molecular function (GO): oxidoreductase activity, acting on paired donors, with incorporation or reduction of molecular oxygen; heme binding; monooxygenase activity
Source: RefSeq, a predicted model, not a curated record